Messenger RNA from Penicillium taxi, 1245 nucleotides. RefSeq names its product E3 ubiquitin-protein ligase RNF103. The record is from RefSeq and is a predicted model, not a curated record. Gene Ontology annotation, cellular component: cytoplasm. Gene Ontology annotation, molecular function: ubiquitin protein ligase activity. Gene Ontology annotation, biological process: ubiquitin-dependent protein catabolic process. Bases 1 to 1245 code for a protein of 414 amino acids. Lineage: Eukaryota; Fungi; Ascomycota; Eurotiomycetes; Eurotiales; Aspergillaceae. The transcript has 2 exons.
AUGUCGCCGUCAACAACUACAGCUGCUAGUAGUGCCGCAACUACAACUGGCUCUAGCUCUAACAGCUCAAGCUCUUCAAACUCACCUCUUUUAUUUUUUGUCGCACUUGGAUUCGGCGUUGUCUUCACCAAUCUAUGGUAUGCCUUUCAUUUUAUAACCAAGAACAUUGAAGAAAGCUCACAACUGCGCAGGAUUAUUGUCGGUGUAAAGUAUUGCUUCCGAUAUAAUCAACGGAAUCGGCAAUUACGCAACGAGGAAACAGGCGAGCCAAUAGAUCUUGUGCCCGUACAUCGACCCCAUCGCAGACGACGAGAGAAGAAGCUGAUGACGAUGGAUGAAGUCAAUGAGCGAUUCCUCUUGGUAAAAUACAAAGUAUGGAGGUCAUCUCGUGCCACUCAAGGUCUGCCGACAGAAGGAGGCAUCGCCACAACCCCCAAUAGUAGGCCACAGGACUUGAAGGACGAAGAUGAGGUCCUUCCUGCACCAGUAACGGUCUCAGCAACUGCAUUAGUUUCUACGAAACAGAUUGAGCAGAAGGAAAUAGAUGCGACUGUCCUCCAUGAUGCUUCUUCUGGUCAAGAUGGGAAAGCGACAGUGACACAAGCUGACGAUAAUCCCUCAAUAGAACCCGGGCUCCCCUUGUUGCGACAGGAGACGGAUGCAAGUCUUUUGGGAGAAAGAUGGAAGCAAUCCUCGGUUAAUGAAAAUAUCGAGGAAGAGGAAGAAGAAGACGAGGGUGAUUACAUCCGCAAGGCAGUUCCCGCUGAGUUGCUUCCUAAUCCUGGUGAUUCCUGCGCCAUAUGCUUGGAUACUAUUGAAGAUGAUGAUGACAUACGUGGACUUACCUGCGGACAUGCUUUCCAUGCUUCAUGUAUUGACCCUUGGCUGACCAGUAGAAGGGCCUGCUGCCCUCUGUGUAAAGCCGAUUACUACGUACCAAAACCUCGGUCACAGGUAACAGAGGGCACAUCUUCAGAUCGCCAAGGACGCCGUGUUGGCUCAAAUCGUGGUGGUGUCACUAGACCUUCUCGAGCAGUUCGUCGGGGCCGAUCGAUCAGGGAAAGUCCUGCGCACAUGCGCAUGAAUGCUUCAUUUCGCCGGCUGAGUUGGUCACGAUUCUUACCAGCUCGUUUACGUGGGUCUUCUCAAGUCCCUACUGCUACAGAAAAUGAAGCACCAACUGAGACCAGGUCUUCACCCGAGCAACAAAACCUCACACCAGGCCAGCUUGAAGCUGGCGCCUGA